Molecule: messenger RNA, 1052 nt
Organism: Danaus plexippus (monarch butterfly)
Lineage: Eukaryota; Metazoa; Arthropoda; Insecta; Lepidoptera; Nymphalidae
Product: protein FAM151B
Exons: 5
Coding region: 123-977 (284 amino acids)
Source: RefSeq, a predicted model, not a curated record
UGUCCUUGAUAUGUUACCAAUUUGCUUGUUCGCGACAAUCGCUUGUAAUUGGACGAUUGUCCAGGUGGCUUCCUGCGGUACUCCCGACAUCCUGCGCCAGUCUCCUCGAUCCCUGGGACGACAUGUUCGCCUUUGUCGUGGCUCUGGCUUUAUCAGCCCCUGUGGCUCUUGCCGAAGAGGAAGCAAUGAAGAAUCUAACAACCGUGACCUGGGCACACGCAGUUAACAAUAAGACAUAUCUAGAAGCUGCAUUAGCUAGUGAACUGUCGAUGCUAGAAGCCGAUGUGGUUCUUGGUCAUAUUUCCGGUAAGGACGGCCCCCCCAUUCCUAUAAUGGCGCACCCUCCAUUGACCACUUCAGAUCUCAGCUUGGGCGACUUUCUCACCGGCGUGGCUCAAUAUAAUAAUGUCAAUGCGAAGCAAAAAGGCGUCAAGCUAGACUUCAAGAGCAUUGAGGCCUUUGAGAAGGCGCAGGACAUCAUAGCACCGUUCAGUAAGCCCGAGGUGACGUUUCCACUUUGGUUGAAUGCGGACAUCCUUCCUGGUCCUAUAAAAGCUACGACCAAGCCGGUAGACGCCGAAAAAUUCAUUCAGUUAGCUUCCAAACACCCACGGGCAGUUUUAUCUAUAGGAUGGACCACCAACUAUGGAGGAAACAUAACUGAAGGGGAAUACAGCCGGGAACAAAUAGGAUCCAUGCUUCGUUUAGUCAACGAGCACAACGUCAAUCAAACUGUUACCUUCCCGGUAAGGGCUGGUCUCGCAUCAAAUAGCCAACCGGUGUUACUAGAUUUAGUUCGGGAGACCAGUUCCCUCAACUCCUCAAUCACGGUCUGGUCGAGUGAGGGUGACAACGUGGAAGUAGACCGACUGCGAGCCCUCAUCCUCACCAUGGGCCUCGAAAAGACGUACCUGGAUGUACCCCACGAGCUCGCCGCUAAGCUUCAUUUACCACCUCCCACUAAUACUAAGAAUUAAAUAUGUGAUUGUGUAUUGAUAAAAAAAAAAUAUUAAUAUUAUAGAGAAUUAAGCUGUCUCAAAAUGUCACUAGUA